AUGGCCGCGCAGGUCGCUGCGGUGCGCGCAGUGUCCCGGGCCCCGGAGGAGCCACCCCCGCUCCCCUCCGGGGACCGGCCCGGCCGGCCCCGUGGCGGCGGGCGCCGGCGGCGGAGCACCCCCGGCGAGGCGGCGAGCGGCGGCAAGCGGGCCCGGCUGAGCCAGCCGCAGCUGUUGGCGGGGCCCGGCCCGGCGGAGCCGCUGCCCCCGGCCGCCCUGCCCGGCCUGCCCGCUGCCGCCGGGCUCUUCACCUUCUCCCCGCUCAGUCUGCCGCCACCCGCCGCGCUCGAGGAGCGCCGCCACCACCACCACCGGCAUCGCCCCGCAGCCGGCCCCGAGCCGGGCCGCCUGGCCGCCGGGCAGCCGCAGAAGGCGAGGCGGAGCAGCCCCGCGGACGGGGCAGCCGGGCGGCCCAGCAAGCGAGAAACUCCAGAUGAGAAUGGCAAAACCCAGCGAGCUGACAGCCUCAUUGUGAAGAAGAUAAAGAAAAAAAAGAAAAAGAAACACCGGGAAGAUAUGAGGGGAAAACGGCUGAAGAUGUACAACAAAGAAGUGCAGACAGUGUGUGCUGGCCUGACUCGCAUUGACAAAGAGACUCUGUUUCAAGGACAGUGUGAUAACUUGGAAGUGAACAAGGAAUCCUUCAGGUAUCUGAAGGAUGAGCAGCUCUGCAGACUGAAUUUGGGGAUGCAGGAAUACCGAAUACCCCAGGGAGUACAAACACCAUUUGUGACACACCAGGAGCAUUCUGUUCGUAGCAGCUUCUUGAAAACUGGCACUAAGUUUAGUAACUUCAUUCACGAGGAGCACCAGUCCAAUGGUGGUGCUCUGGUCCUUCAUGCUUACAUGGAUGAACUCUCAUUUUUGUCUCCAGUGGAGAUGGAGAGGUUUGCAGAGGAGUUUCUUGCGCUGUCGUUCAGUGAAAAUGAUAAGAAUGCAGCUUACUAUGCUUUGGCUAUAGUACAUGGAGCAGCUGCCUAUUUGCCAGACUUUCUGGAUUACUUUGCUUUUAACUUUCCUAACACUCCAGUCAAAAUGGAAAUUUUGGGCAAGAAGGACAUUGAGACAACGACAAUUUCAAAUUUUCACUCUCAGGUCAAUCGAACAUACUGCUGCGGAACCUACCGAGCAGGACCAAUGCGGCAGAUCAGUCUUGUUGGAGCAGUGGACGAAGAAGUCGGAGACUACUUCCCAGAAUUUCUAGAUAUGUUAGAAGAAUCUCCAUUCCUCAGAAUGACUUUGCCCUGGGGUACUCUUUCUAGUCUCAGACUUCAGUGCAGGUCACAAAGUGAUGAUGGUCCCAUAAUGUGGGUGAGGCCUGGAGAGCAGAUGAUCCCAACAGCUGACAUGCCAAAAUCACCAUUCAAACGCCGCCGGUCAAUGAAUGAAAUAAAGAACCUCCAGUACCUACCUCGGACCAGUGAGCCCCGGGAGGUUCUGUUUGAAGACAGAACAAGAGCUCAUGCUGACCAUGUGGGUCAAGGAUUUGACUGGCAGAGUACAGCUGCUGUAGGUGUCCUGAAGGCUGUACAGUUUGGGGAAUGGAGUGACCAGCCUCGUAUAACCAAAGAUGUGGUCUGUUUUCAUGCUGAAGAUUUCACUGAUGUUGUACAGAGACUUCAGCUGGACCUGCACGAGCCUCCAGUGUCACAGUGUGUUCAAUGGGUGGAUGAAGCCAAACUAAACCAAAUGAGACGGGAAGGCAUUCGCUAUGCUAGAAUUCAGUUGUGUGACAAUGACAUCUACUUCAUCCCUAGAAAUGUCAUUCAUCAGUUCAAAACCGUGUCAGCGGUCUGCAGCUUGGCCUGGCACAUAAGACUUAAGCAGUAUCACCCCGUGGGGGAGACUUCUCAAAGUGCAGAAAGCAAUUCCAGCUUGAACAGUAGUGAUCCUGGGAAGACAGAGUCAGAAGGUGAACCCCAGUGCGUGAGCGUAAAAAUAGAGCCUGAAGAACCAGGUGUAGAGAUGCAGCUUGCUCCGGGGGUGCUCUCCUCCUCUGCUUCUUCGAUAUCAGGACUUGUGCAACCAGAUCAGGUGGCCCAGCCCCUUCCAGGUUUUAAAAUAGAGUCUGAUCAGCAACACAAUCCCCAGGAUCAGGCAGGCUCUGCUGUGUGAUGUGUAAAUAAUCCAACGGUUUUUUAACAACUUUUUAAAAUUUUGAUGUGAAGUUAUAGUUUUCUAACUGGCUUAUGUUUUAUUGGAGAAAUCUUGCCUAUAAUUCUAUAAAGAAAGGUGACAUUCCAAAAUGUCAAGCAUAUCUUUUUUACACAGAUUAUGCAAAAUUCAAGUUGUAUUUGAACCCCUUAGUACAACCUGUUAACAGUGGUCUACCACUUCUUUCUGUUUUAAGUAAAGAGAGAUGGAAAUAUCUCCUCAAAAGUUCAGGAUGAAACUCCUCCAGGAACGUGAAAUGAUUGAACUACAUUGGUCAGUGUUACUCCCUUACCUUUACUUUAUUCUCUGGUCUUCACCAAAACAAGUGAUGCUUUUGUAGAAGACUUGCAAAGUGACUUUCCCAUCUCACUUUAAUUGCUUACAACAAACAAAAGAGAAAGCACAGCACUUUUGAUUCGUGACAUUUUUUGGUGUGUCUGUUCUUGACAUGUUGAUUUCUAUAGGAGUUGGUUUGUAUACAAGCUGUAGGAAUCAAUCUCUACUUCAUACAGUUCCUACAAAGGUGAUCUGUAAAACUAACUGAAGAACGUCUCUGAUCCUCUUGAAAUGCAAUGACUUAACUGACCUAACGUUUUUUUCAUAGCACUGCUUACGUUGUUUGGUGUGAGGGUUUUGCUUCCAAAAUACAUCUUCCCUGAACAUGAUUAAUACUAGUGUCAAAAAUUAGAGAACCUUUUGGUAGUCUUGUGGAGGAAACUGCUAUCUUUGAGCACUUUAAGGCUUUAAAAUACUAACCAACGUGGCAGCUUGUUCUGAGCAGGUCGUAAUGUGUCCAACGGAACCACACUUUCCCCUUGUACUGAUGCACUUCAUGUAAUAGCAUUGAGUUGGUACUGACGUACACAGUAAGGCUGUCCUUGUCCUAGGAACUCUGUAUUACUAUUUCACAAUAAAGCAUUUUGGCAUUGGGCUGCUUUUUCCAUGUGUAGCUUCUGGGUGCCCAGGUACUGUGGAAAAACCAGCGGCACAUGCUCAGUGUGUAAAGUGUCAGCUAUCAACAGCUUUUAAACAACCUUUCAAUAUUUCUGGAUGUUAACUGUGAUCUGUAUUUGACUUUCUCUCACUCUGUUUAUUACUUGCCCUUUCCAGUCAUCAAAAAGGAACCUUUCUCCCUCUCCCAUCCCCCUCCCCACGUUUAGAGUACAAGUUGGGUUUUGGUGCAACUUAAGCUGUCUCCAGAUAAGUUUUUAUUUGUUCUAAUCCUCACUGGGGUAGGAAAGAUUUGAAACACUAUGUUAGACUAGACAAAAGCAAAGAUGCUGUGUUAGUUCUGGAUGCAUCAUUUUAAUAUCAAUUAUUACUCUUCUCUUUAUAAGGGUCUCUAAAAUAUGUUACUCUAUUAUAAAUCUUACUUUGUGCAAUAUUGUUUGUGUAGGCUUUUAUAUACAUAUUAGCACCUCGGUGUAGAGGUCACUAUUUUAAACUGAUAGAAAAAUACUCCUCAGAAGAUACUGCAGUGAUUAGUUAGAGCCUGUAUUACUCCUUAUGUGUGUGUAUGUAUUGUCUUCGGUACAAAAAUGAGGACUAGGAGCUAUUGCAAUUUUAAAACUGAUUUACAGAUUGAAGUGGUAGUGACUCGUUUAGUAAUCUGUGUAAAUAAGGUGUUAGAAUGGAAAGCUUUUAUGAUGAGCAGUAAUGUGAUUCAUGCAGGGGUGUAAUUUAAUCUUAGCAGAAAUUCUAGGUGACCCAGCCUGGCUCAUCCAGCAGCCGUCUGUUCUCUGGUGGGUUGUUGAGUUUUUUUCUUCCUUCCCCCUCCCCCCCCACUUUUUACAUUGAGAGGAAUUUCAUAGCUUUAAGGGUUGUGCAAAGUACAAUUCCUCACGGGCAAUAGUGGUUUUGGUUCAUCCUUCACAUUCAAAGACCCUGUUACCCACGGGCGUGAUUUCCUUUGUACCAAGUUUGCUAGUCUUCCAAGUGCCCAUUUCACUUCUCAUGUGCUGUUCUCCGGCCGCGUCGGCAGAGGUGCGUCGCUCCGGUGGCCGCUCUGGCAGCCAGCACUGCCUGCAAUGACUCAGGAACUGGCCAAGCUGCAGAUGCUACAGUGAGUCUGCAGACAUUCACAGGCAGAAGGAACAGGUCAAGAGCCCUCCUGCACCAACUCGUCUGGUUUACAGUGAAAGCUGAAAUAGAGUGGAGAGGGAAUCAGUGUGGAAGUCCUCUGUAAAUUCUUGUGGUGUGCUCUCAGAUGGUAGAGGAAGAAGACCAGAGUGGCUCAUACUGCUUUUAGAGCUGUAGCUUUAGUGAAAUCACUGGCUACAGCUUGAAAUACCUGGAAAAUGCUCUGAUUUAUCUCUUUGUGAUAGGGGGACGUGCCCAAUCGUGUCAUCCCUUUAUCAUCCCUUCCAUUGGUAACUCAAUAUCUAAUGUCAGAUGUAAAUACAGAAAUGUGUCUUCAAAUCACUUGAAUAUUGCUGAUGCUUGGGAUAUAGCAUGCUUGGGAGACUGAGGAAGAGAGGAACUAACAAUCCAUUAUCUAAGGAAAUGAUCAGCUUUGGUGCGCUGUAACCAAAAGGGCAGGUUCCUCUCAAACUACCACCCCAGUCCUGGGUGUGAAGGGAGAGGGCUUGCUCCAUGAAGCUGAUUGCUCUGCUGUCCUGCUAUUGCUUCAAGAUUGCUUCAAUUACACUGGAAACAACAGAAUAGAACUAGAUCAGUGCUUCGAUGUGAGAAAGGAAAAUGUUUUCCAGAACAAGACAUGUGGAAUACUGAUGUUAUAUUAUAAACUGCAACUGCUGGGGAAUGAAAUGAGUAGUUCAAGCCACUUUGUGCUUGCUGAGCAAAACGAAUCUCUGGUAGGUCCAAGUAAAUAUUUUAGAAUCUCAUGUUAAAGGGCUGGUUGUUGAAGGCAAAUACAAAUGUGCUGGUCAGUUACUGCAGGUCCUCAGUUCUCUGUUGCUGGGCAUUGCCCUGUGUAGGGUUGUCAGUUGAGAAGUGGAAAUCACCCUGGCUGUAUGCUAGAGACAACUGCUAACUGACCAGGGAGAGGCGACUGGCUUGGAGUUAGAGAACCUGAGUUUAGGCUUCUAGUUUAAAUAAACUGCUGUUGAUUUAAAACAACACUUGGGACGAUGAGGAGUGGCUCAGUUGUGCUAGAUGUGGAGUGGCAAAAUGCAAUUUAAAGCUGAAGUAUCAGUUAGCCUCAGCUUCCUCUCUCUUUCAGCCACGCUGCAAGUCCUGUUGCGCAGACAGCUGCUGCGUUCUCUUCCAGGAGGGUGGGACACUCAGUGAGGUGUUCUCAGGGGAUUUACAAUGAACCUUUGUCCCAGGCGUAGAUCUUGCCGUACAGAAAAGGGCUCUCUGCUGUGCUCUGCCGGUGUUAUGCACCUUACAGUUCUGGACGGGGUUCCUUGUCAGAGCUGUUCCACAGCCGAGAGCUCAGAUCCUCACCCUGCCGAGGCCCUGCCGCCGUUCGCGGCGCUGAAUCAGCCGGUAACAGGCUGUGGAGUUGCGGUUUCCGAGGGGGGCUGAGCUGGCAGCUCCGUUCUCACUGAGGAGCGGGAGGAGGGGAGGCCUGUCCAUGCUGUUGGGUCCCCGCCCCAGGGCUUGCCCCGCGUGUUCUGGUGCAGCCAGAGCGCCCCGGGUGAGCUCCCAGCCUUGCGCGGCUGCCUCGGGCCCGUGGCGCAGGGUAAGGCAGUGCCGGACGGCACCCGGGGGCCCGGGGCAGGCCUCCGCUCCCGCUUAGUGUGCAACCUGUAAAGGGACUUCUGCGUUGCUGUUUGUGUUUUCGUUUGACUCUGAUUGGCAGCUACGGUUUCUUUUUUCCUGUGGUUUUAAUUUAUCUGAGGUCUCUGCCUGCAGAGGACGUGUACAAUUGCCUGGAAGACUGUUCGCUGUGUGCGGCCUUAGUAUAUUUAUUGACUUUAGCUGUUGCGCGGCGUGAGGUGAGUAGUGCGGGAGCGCGGCCCCGGCACCGCGCCGGCGCAGCGCAUCGCCGUCCCUAGCUGACUGUACACCAGUGUCAAACUGUUAAGCUAUUUCUUUGUACAAUAGUCCAACGGAAUGCAUAGAAUUUUUUUCCUGUAAAGUAUUUUUUUAAUAAACAAAGUCUGAUUUUGUCCUUUA
Messenger RNA from Pogoniulus pusillus (Red-fronted tinkerbird), 6237 nucleotides. It is a transcript of the gene RSBN1, whose product is annotated as round spermatid basic protein 1. Gene Ontology annotation, cellular component: nucleus. The transcript has 7 exons. The record is from RefSeq and is a predicted model, not a curated record. NCBI's taxonomy places the organism in Eukaryota, Metazoa, Chordata, Aves, Piciformes, Lybiidae. The coding region runs from base 1 to 2115 and encodes 704 amino acids.